Molecule: messenger RNA, 453 nt
Organism: Melampsora larici-populina 98AG31
Lineage: Eukaryota; Fungi; Basidiomycota; Pucciniomycetes; Pucciniales; Melampsoraceae
Exons: 1
Coding region: 1-453 (150 amino acids)
Source: RefSeq, a predicted model, not a curated record
AUGAAUGAAAUAGAAAAUCACAAAAAUUUACCCAAUCACAAGUCUUUAGUCGCUGCUCGAGAAUCUAUCGAUCAUGAGAAUGAAGAACAUCUUGCAUCUUUUCUUCAGAAUGACACUCCAGACAUCUUUGAAACAGAUGAUGUACCGGAAGCAGGACUCAAGGAUGAGAGGAUCGAAAGCGAAACGACAUCACCACAAGCUCAUGGUUAUACAGAGGCUCUGAUGCAGCUUCUCACUGGAAAUUACAGUGACUCUGAAUCCGAAUGUUCAGAUCGCUCUGAGCGUGUUCAGCAUACCGAGCUUGCCGAUGUUGAUUGGGAUGCUAUUCUGUUGAACAAACUCAAAGAAGAUGUAGAUCAUAGCUCAAGUAACUCUGAUUCAGGUCAAUCAAGUGGUUCAGACAUAGACAAUCACGAAAUCGAAGAUGAUAUAACAAAAAUUACCUCGAAUUGA